ACGCGGCAGUGGAGGCCAAGAAGGAGCAGAGCAGCAAACACGCGCAGAGCUUCGGGGCGCGGCAGCCCACCAUGGGGGGCUCCAACCCCGGGCAGGAGCGGGGGGUCUGGCUGUCGCUGCUGGAGACCCUCCGCGAGCGGGAGCUGCUGCCCGCCGUCACCUUCACCUUCUCGCGGGGCCGCUGCGAGGAGCAGGCGGCGGCGCUGGGCUCGCUGGAGCUGCUGGGCGGCCCCGAGCGCGCCCAGGUGCGCCAGUUCCUGACGCGCUGCCUGGCCCGCCUGCGCGGCUCCGACCGCCGCCUGCCGCAGGUGCUGCAGCUCUCAGACCUGCUGCAGCGCGGCAUCGGAGAGAAGGUGGAAAUAUGGGAGGAGAAACUGAGGGAGAAGGAGGGAAAUGGAGUUGUAAUUGUGGUGGGAAAU
Pyrgilauda ruficollis (rufous-necked snowfinch) is the source of this 419-nucleotide messenger RNA. Its product is annotated as helicase SKI2W-like. The transcript has 3 exons. The annotation marks the transcript as partial. The record is from RefSeq and is a predicted model, not a curated record. NCBI's taxonomy places the organism in Eukaryota, Metazoa, Chordata, Aves, Passeriformes, Passeridae.